Messenger RNA from Cylicostephanus goldi, 753 nucleotides. Lineage: Eukaryota; Metazoa; Nematoda; Chromadorea; Rhabditida; Strongylidae. The record is from the annotation of a GenBank genome assembly.
AUGCCUGCUGAACUCCAGUCUACGACCUCACAGCCACAGGCGAGGACGCCAGUGUCGAUUUACGAGAUGCAGCACUGGCUACGAGUCAAAGGCGGCGAGUACAUCCGCGUCACCGAGGACACUAAAGCUGACGCGGAGCGCGAACCAAACUCUUAUGAGCCGAAAUAUAUUGAUCGCAAGACCCAGCCGAAAUUUCAGCUCGGGAGAACCGAUACUUACAAGUUUGAAAUCGAUGCAAUGGGUCCCGGCGGCAUCCAACAGCUGCUAGCUCGGCAUGAAGACGAGCUGGAUGUCCCCAUAGAGUAUGUACGUACGCUUACCUACGAUUUUGAGGCAGGUAAGCGUGUCGACGAUACAGCUCUUGUGGCCAAGCAUGCUCAGGGCACGCUCAAUGUAGACCCCAUGUCUGGUGACGACAUUGCGCCAAUAAAAUUUACUUGCACAGGAGAUGAGAUGGCGACGUACCAGCUGAAAAAGAGCCCGACCUUACCUAUCGAGAUCGAUGGGAAGACAUACGAGCUUGCUCUCGGAAAUUUUACUUUCAUCCUUGAUGCUCGUACAUGGCUUAAGGAGUGCGAAAGCUUACAGAGCAUCACCGAUACUGACGAGGUGAUGGACGCGCUUGAGGCACUCUCUGAAAGAGCACGCAUCAUGAUAGAGAGUGCCGUCGGCAAGAACGCUGCUCAGGAGCUCAUCGGCGAAGCGCACCGGCUCGAUCUUUACCGCAUCAUGGAUGUGAUGAACAUCCUCGCG